Messenger RNA from Onychostoma macrolepis, 5200 nucleotides. It is a transcript of the gene fam161b, whose product is annotated as FAM161 centrosomal protein B. Lineage: Eukaryota; Metazoa; Chordata; Actinopteri; Cypriniformes; Cyprinidae. The record is from RefSeq and is a predicted model, not a curated record. Gene Ontology annotation, biological process: cilium organization. Gene Ontology annotation, cellular component: cilium. Bases 287 to 2029 code for a protein of 580 amino acids. The transcript has 9 exons.
UUACUUUAAACAUGAAAGUUGGCGACAUGUAUCCGUGCUUUGUUGCUGCAUACAGUGUUUGCUGAGAAACAGAUGCUAUUCUGUAUCUAGCAUUCCUGGAAGACAUAACGUUACCGUGAUAAACUCAGGAGUCAGUGUCGUGCUCAGGGCCGGUGGGUGGAGACUGUCACUGCUGAUCUCUGGAUCAUGAUAUCUGCCGAUUCCAGGGAAAUGAAGAGUGUCUUGAUCUUUCAGAGUUAAUGGAUGAGUGUUUGAAUGAUGUCCUCAUAGCGGGCCUGAUUACACCAUGGAUCAGAUGACAAUGAUCUCUCCCACUUUAGAUAUCUCUAGAUCUGAAGAGGGAGACAAUGUGCACGUUUCAGAAAGCCUGCUGUCCUGUAAUGAGGACAGAGAUAAGUCUGAACUAUCUCUUGAGUUGCAUUUGGAGGCUCUGAAGGCCAAACGCAAGCAGCAGCUGGAGAAAUUAGAGCUUCGGCACCAGAAUGGCUUGGAGAAGAGGCUCCUGCAGAACUCCCUGCUCGCCUCGAGCACUGAAUGGAUACUUAAAUCCAAAAUACCCCAGCAGAGCAUCAGCAAUCAUGAUGGGCGAAACUCUGAGAACCGCAAACACCACAGUUCAAAGGUGAUUCUGCAGAAUUUGACCUCAAAUGGAGUCAAGGCACCAAGAACUACUGGAACUAAUACUUUGGGAACAGUGACAGAGAGACAGAGGAAGCCUCUCCCCCAGGAGUCACAGAAAGCCAAAGAGGAGGCAGACCUGGCCGAGUGUCAGAAACAGUUUUGUGUCGCUCCCGUCCCUGAGCACGUCUCAAAGCCUCUUUAUGAUGAACUCAUCCAUGAACAAGAGCGCUUGAGGAAGGAAGGUCGUGAGCAGAGGAGAGAUUUCCUCUUGACCAUCCAGAAGCCCUUCAGGUUCCACAAGAGGGAGGAGAAGAAGCGAGAGAGGCUGAAGGAGGAGAUGGCCUCUGCCGAUAAAAGUGAAAAAACAGAACAAGUUUAUGUGAGAAAACCUAUACCGAAAGCGGUCUCAGACCCCAGCUUCUCUGAACAAUUGAAAGAGCAGGAGCAGCAAAGGAAGAUUCGCAUUCAUCUGAGAGCUCAGGAGACUCUGAAAGCCUCUUCAGCACCCAUUCAAAGGCAGGAACCCAGUGCAGAUAGACAGACCCGCAGUGUUCAGAAGAGCAAAAGCAAGAUGCUGGGUUACUUGGACCAGAAGCUGUCCUUCAGACCUACAACUAACGCUGCCGUGCCUGACUUUGAUAAGCUCUACCAGGCCUUUCAACAAAAGGCAAUGGAGGCAGCAGAGAGGAGAGAUGUCACUCACUGUAAACCCUUCCAGCUGCGCACGUCCACACUACAGCCACGUCACAGGAGCCCAGAAAACCCACAGAAAUCUACAGACAAGACGAAUCUAAAGAGAAGCAGUUCAUUUGGCGGCCUAACGUCACUGUCUAUGGACACUCUUCCAACUUACAUAACAGAUGCUGCCAGGAAAAGAUCCAUGGCUGUAAGGAGGUCUCUGGAGCUGAAGGACCUCAAGGAGCAGGAGAAUGCAAAGUGGAUGAAGCAGCACAAAAUCAAGUCUCAAGCUAUGAGCAGGGCAGUAGCAAUGAGAGCCAAGGCAAUGGACCCUCAUAAAAGUCUUAAAGAGGUCUACCAAGAGAAACUCAAACAGAACCGGCAAACUGAUCUGGAGAGGAUGAAAGAUUAUCAAAAAGAGCUGAAGGAAAUCAAAACCCGAGUAACAGCUCGCCCGUACCUGUUUGAGCAGGUGUCGCAGAAAAAUGCCAAGAAUAAUGCUGAACGCAGAUACAGGAAUACUUUGGAACAAGCAGGUCUGGACGAAAGUUUUGUGAGAUCAAAGGGAGAAACAAAUAAGGCCAUCCAUGUGAACAAUGAGUCUGCGGAAGAGGAUCAUGACAGCACUGAAAGCGAAACCCAGAAGAGUGCAGGAAGUGGGGAAGACAGUGUCACAAAUGAGGAGGAAAAAGAAGGGAAUGUGGAAACCAAAGAGGAAGAGUUGUGCUGACAGACGCGGUUGGUGGGCCAGUGUAUUUCAUCCAUAUUCCAUAUGUGCAGGGGAGACUGUGGUCAGACAACAAAUUGCUGGCAGAUCGUUUCAGUUUUGAAAAAUUAUGUUGUGCAUGAUUUACUUGAAUGCAGAUUUUAUUUUUUAUUUUGUAGAUUUUACUGUAUUUUGCAUUACUGUAUAUUGCGCCAGUGAAUCAGUGUGGGUCUUUAUACAGCUGAGCCCUCUUGUUUGUUAAAGUUUUUUACAAUAGAGAAGGGAUUAUGAAGUUUCAAGAAAUUCCAUAUGGGUGUCAUAACAUUUUUAAUAAAACAGAAAAUCAAAAGCAAGUUUAAUUUUAUGAUUCUAAGCAUGUUACGGGGGCUACCGACCCAACAAAGAAAGAAAUAACCAAAAAAAAAAAAACACUUGGCAACCAGAGGAGCUGCAUAUUAAAAGCAGUAUAUUUGCUAGAGUUCUACUUACUGCACAUUAAAUCAUCUUGUAAACCACAGAAACAGCUCUUGGGUUUGGUGUUGGGCACCCUCAGGGUUUGCAAACUGUAAAUUGGGGAAGCAUUGUCUUGGCAUGAACACAUCUUCCACCUGGAGUCUGUCAAAUGUGGCUUUGAAUGUCUGCUAUAAUUAUGAACUAUAACUGUGACAGAGACUAGCUUUAUUCAUGAAACUCCAUUUGAAUAAGUACACAAAUAACAUUCUAAGACAACUCUUCUUUAGCACAAGGCCCAUCUGAAAUUCUCAUUCCUGAAGUCAGGCUAUUUUGAGAGUCAUAGCACUGUUUGAGUAAACAGCCCUUGCACAUUUAUCCUCUAUUGGAAAAAGAGCUUGUGCUAGUGCAUUUGGCCACAUCAAGAGCUUUUUACUCCAACUGGCUUCUUCAGUGCUGGUUGGAUUUCGGUGAUUUUUUUUAAGGAAUUAAAGGAAUUUGUGUUUCUGUGUAUAGGGAUGGAAAGUUCUUAGUUAUUUUAAAGAUUCUGAGGCAUAAUUUCUGCUUUUGCUGUUACAUGAUGAUCUCAAGAUGGGACAUAAUUACUUUAAACAAGCCGUGUAGCAUGCAGUGUAGUUUAAAGGCUAAAAUUGAACUUUUGGCGAAAAUAGUAUAGCCAUAGCCAAUCUUGUCCAUUUUGUUGUAUAACUUGUAUAUUUAGUGGUUAAAGGAGUGAUGACACUGACAAAUUAAAUGAGUCAACUGCACAUUUGAAAAUGACUGCCCAGUUUCACCUCACGAUACCCAUUCAUUUUGUUUCGGAAAUUCUUUUUUUUGUUGUGGCUGAAAGAGGUUUAAGUGGAAGUACAGUAGGGCUUUGUUCCAAUUCUAAUACUGAUAUACACUAGAAUUAUGUCUUUUACUGGUAAUGGGAGAGUCAGGGGGUCAAGAUUUGGCAGCAGUUUGGUGCAUCAUUUCGAAAGGAGUGUAUUUACAGGUUGUGUGUAUAUGAACAUCACCACAAAGUCCUAAGAGUGGGAAACUUUUGAUUUUGAACUCAAGAUUCAGAUUUGGGGUGUGUCGUGGACAUGGAGGAUGGGAUGCUGCAGCAAUGCUGUAUUUUUUUAGGCCAAUCUGAAAGUUUGCAUCACACUGGUUUCCUCGACACAAUAUUUCAAUUGGCUUUUGGAUUAUCGCAGAAAUGUUGCUCUGUUAACAACAAAAGUUUAUAAUUCUGACAUGUUUUGUUUAUCAUGAUAAUCUUCACAAAUGAACAACUUUAUGUUGGCACCGAUAGCCUCGUGGGAAGCGUGCCGACAUAUAGCGUCAUUGCGCUACGGGCGUCCCAAGUUUGAAUCCCGGCUCGAGGGCAUUUCCUGAUCCCCCCUCUCUCUCUCUCUCUCUCUCUCCAACUUUGCUUCCUGUCACUUCUACACUGUUCUAUUCUAAUAAAGUGGGGGGAAAAUGCCAAAAAUAAAUCAAAUGAACAGAACUUUAAUGAAUUUUAAGCCUAAAUACUAUUGCUAAGUAAAAAAAAAAGUUAGUCUAAAUAAACUACACAGUCUACGCAUGACUUCAACAUCAUUACUAAUAAGCUUCCAACAAAUAAUUAUUUGCAGGAAUACAAUAAACACUAGUGAGUAGAUGAGUUUACACUUUCAGCAUGAUCACGUUUAAUAUCCCAGACAACCUCUGUAGUCCCUUUUAGCCACUUGUUACACUCUUAAGAAUAAAGCUUAAAAGGGGGGUUUCACAGCGAUGCCAUAGAACCGGUUUUGGUUCCCCAAAGGACCUUUCAGUGAACAGUUCUUAAAGAACCAUUUUUUUUCCUAGUGUGAAGAACAUUUUAAUAAUCUAAAGAACCCUUUUCUACUGUAAAGAACCUUUUGUGGAAUGAAAAGUUUCCAUGGAUGGUAAAGGUUCUUUGUGGAACCAUUGAUGCCAAUAAAGAACCUUUAUUUUUAAGAGUGUAAGCCUAUUUCAAGACAUGUAAAUGCUUAAAAGAAAAUCAUGAAUAUGGUAUAACUGAUGUGUUUUAUGACCUAAAAUAAAACAUUAAAAAUAUAUUGAGCUUGUGUUAACCAAAAAACAUUGACUUUAGAACAAUGGAAUCGAAAAUGCAAAAAAAGUUGUGAAACUCAUUUCCUGCAGCACUCUAUGGAUAUAGUUUACAGUAAAAUGCAUGAAAUUAUUAUUCUUUAAAAAAAAAUUUAUUUACAGUAAGCCUGGCUAAGUUGCAUGUACAAAAUAGGCUAGUAUUGGACAAUUACAAUAGAGCAUGUAACGAUUCAGAACAUAAAAUUAUUAAAAACAUAAAAGAAAAGUCGGUGCGGAUAGUCUUGUGGGCAAUGCGCUGAUAUGGUGCCAUUGUGCUACAGGCGUCCUGAGUUCGAAUCCCAGCUCGAAAACCUUUCCAAAUCCCGCCCCCCUCUCUCUCUUCGGUUCCUGUCAGCUCUACACUGUCCUAUCACAAUAAAAUGCAAAAACACCAAAAAAUAAAAGUCACGUCAUAAAGUAGUGGUUUGAUACAACAGCCCUCCUGGUUACAUAUUGUUUUAAUUUGUGUUUAGGCAUUAGCAUCUUGCUAAAACUUUUGAGUUUUUAAUUUUGACAAAAAAAAAAAAAAAACUGCAAUGGCAGUUAGCAACUUCAGCCUUGCAUUCUGAAAAUGUUGACAUAAUGCUAUCAUUCUAAGAAAUUAAUUUUAUUUGGUAUCUGUUAAAUAUGUAGAUUCAAUAAAGUUGA